Molecule: messenger RNA, 1462 nt
Organism: Salmo salar (Atlantic salmon)
Lineage: Eukaryota; Metazoa; Chordata; Actinopteri; Salmoniformes; Salmonidae
Source: RefSeq, a predicted model, not a curated record
GGAGAGACAGAGAGAGAGAAAGGGAGAGACAGAGAGAGAGGUCUGACUGCCUUGCAUAACACACGUUGGAGCAGCUUUGCACGCAGGACUUCAUGUGAUUCUUCAACCAGGGGGACUUCCUCUAUCGCUGGCUCAUCACAGAGCCUUACGGCUGGGUGUACAUGUUCACCCUCUCUCCCGGACGGACCCUGCCUGGAGCCUGGAGGAAAACAGGGCUGGAGCAGAAAAAUGACUGGCUCUGAAAAAUAGACCUGCACAAAGGAGACGUAGAGAAAAAGGAUUUCCCUAUAGGAAUACGUAGUGUAGAAGCUACACAGGCAAGAGGAAGCCUGACAAUGCUCUGCCAGCUGUGGCUGUGUACAGCCUGAUUUAGAGCUGGCGGACGUUGUGGAGGCCGGUGGUUAGUCAGAGAUGAUUCCUCAUGAAGUCCAUGGAGCCAUCCUCUCUGUCGCCUGGCAGACGUCCCUCUGCCCUCUCUAGACUACUGAGUCCAGGACACACAGUCACACAGUGAAGACCUGAAAGAGACCUGAUAGAGCCCACGACAACACUGACAGAGAGAGAGAUGUUUCCCAUGCCAAUAAAGCCCUUAAAUUGAAUUGAAAUUGAGAGAGAAACAGAGAUAGGGACAAAGAGAGAGAGAAACAGUAGGUUCACAAAACCUACUUGAGAGACAAACAAAGCGUUAAAACCAACCAUGAAAUCCAACCAGGAGAGGAGGCAUGGCUGUCUACCUCCAAAGAAGCGUGAGAUCCUAGCCCUGGAGCAGAAGCCUGUGGUGGUAACAGCAGCAGCUGAGAUCCUGGCUCUGGAGCAGAGGCCUGUGGUGGUACCAGCAGCAGCUGCAGCCUCAGCAGACACUACCUUACACACAGAGAACCUGGCUUGGCUGGCUAAUGUAGCCAGCGAACGCUGCAGAUCCACAGAAACUCCCAGCCCCAGGUUUCAUGUCUCAUCGUCCUCCUCUUCAUCCCCCUCCCCUUCUGCUACCUCUCUGUCUACGAUCCCCCUGUCCUCUCUCUCCACUGUCUACCCCACUGGGGUGGGGCUCAGCCAACAGGGCGGGACAAUCCAGUACGCCCAGCUGGCCCCUAACCUCCAGUUCAUUAGCUCGGGGCCGUACACUGGCUACAUCUCCUCUCAGAUCAUCCAGUCCCCUGCCACCAGUGUAGCCACCUCCACAGGGCAACAGCGCCACCAUCUGGAUGGCCACUGCUACACCGCCGCCCUCAUCUCCCAGGCCACCAAGGUUUGUGACCAUCAGAACCAGCUCCAGAUAGGGCUGCCGUCUGACCUGGCUGUGUCCGUUGGAGGGUCUACCGUCUCCCUGCCGACCUCCACCCACUUCACCAGUACCCACCAGUACAUCCAGCUGGACAGCAGCAGCCCUCUGAGCGUCCCCUCCCCUACCCAGGUCCACCUCCAGCCUCUCCAGCUCCACACCCACCCUGGGGUGGGCCUC